CAAAUUAAACCCUUGUAGUCCCUCUCUCUCUCACUCUCACAAAGUUGUCAAAGACUCCAACUUUAACUCGAAUCGUGCUCAGGAACUUGGAAUUUGAGGUUCCCUUCUCAGGGAGUUCCUCUUAUUAACCUAAAACCCAAUUCGAAUCCUUUGUUUGAUCAAUCAAUUACCGCUCGAUUGACGUGUCUGUAGACUUGAAGCAAGCUAUGUUUUGAUCUCUUCCAAUGGCGGCAGUGACUCUAUCACCCUGUAGCAUGUGUUGUGGUAGUAGAAGAUUGCGUAGUGUCAUUGUAAUCCAAGCUCAGAGAGGAAACUGGAACAGAAUCAGGUUGAGUAAUUUCUUCUUCUCCAAAGUCUGGAACAUAUCUUAUCGUUCAAAGCAUAAAUAUUCUGACAAUCUUCUUGAGCAAGUUGAGAAGUAUGCCUCUGCUCGGCUCGAGAAUCAGUCCAAGUUGAUUACUAAGGUUGCAGCUUUGAUGGAGUGUGAUAAUGUUGAUGAUUUUAUUGAUAAGAAAUCUGAUGAACAAGUUAAGAAAGAUCUUGUUUUGGCGUGUAAGAGAUUCCCUUCUAUCAUUCUUGGUGAUUCUCGUCCCGUGGAAUUAUACUCCAAUAGCAAAUCUUACGGUGAAUCAAGUAGCAUUCUUAAAACGCCAACUGAUAACAGUUUCCUUCCUACUCCUAUGCAUGGAGGAUGGUUUGAUCCGGAUAAUCUUUCGAGAACAUUAUCUUCCUUCUGUCCUGAGCUUUUACAGAAUGAUGAUUCUUCUGAUCCAAGAGAAGAUAUAUUAGAUGAUGGUUCUUCUUUUACGAGCAAAACUGCUACUUCUGAAGUUGAAGCAACGUCUGAUGAUGUUUUUGCCGCUCAGCGAUUUCUUGCUACUAGUAUAGAUUCUAUGCCUGGGUUAAGUAAGAGGCACAGUAAUCAGCUAGACAGCUGUGGUUUUCACACGAUGAAGAAAUUAUUGCAUCAUUUUCCUCGAACCUAUGCAGAUUUGCAGAAUGCACAGGUUGAUAUUGAGGAUGGACAGUAUUUGAUAUUUGUUGGGAAAGUCUUGUCUUCAAAGGGAGUUAGAGCUAGCUCUUCAUUUUCAUUUCUCGAGGUUAUUGUCAGCUGUGAAGUCUCAGGCAGAGACAGAACUCCGGAGGAUCUGAGUCAUAAUGCUGAAGAUAAAGCAGGAAAAUCAAUAUUUUUGCAUCUGAAGAAGUUUUUUAGGGGGACUCGCUUCACCUGGCAACCCUUUCUUAAUUCUAUUCAAGAGAAACAUAAAGUCGGGGACCUUGUAUGCAUUAGUGGGAAGGUAAAGUCAUUGCGUGCAGAAGAUCAUUUUGAAAUGAGGGAAUACAAUAUAGAUGUACUCAAAGAUGAAGAAGAAUCAUCUCAUCGAGCCCAGGGGAGACCAUAUCCUAUAUAUCCUUCAAAAGGAGGGUUGAACCCAAAGUUCCUUAGCGAUGUCAUCUCCAGGGCUCUGCGGGUUCUCCCCGCCAAUAUGGAUCCGAUUCCUAAGGAAAUUACUAAAGUGUUUGGCCUACCAUCUCUUAAUGAUGCCUACGUUGGCAUUCACGAGCCCAAGACUUUAGAUGAGGCUGAUUUAGCUCGCAAAAGGCUAAUAUUUGACGAAUUCUUUUACCUACAGUUGGCACGCUUGUACCAAAUGCUUCAAAGCCUUGGCACAAAAAUAGAGAAAGAUGUAUUGCUGGAAAAGUUUAGAAAGCCAGUACUUAAUUCCGUUUAUAUUGAAGAAUGGUCCACUCUCACGAAGAGUUUUCUGAAAGCUCUACCAUAUUCCCUUACUCCUAGCCAGCUAAGCGCUGUCUCAGAAAUAAUAUGGGAUCUAAAGCGUCCGGUUCCAAUGAAUCGGCUUUUGCAGGGUGAUGUUGGAUGUGGCAAAACAGUGGUUGCUUUCUUAGCGUGUAUGGAGGUCAUAGGAUCUGGUUACCAGGCAGCUUUCAUGGCCCCCACAGAAUUACUUGCCAUCCAGCAUUAUGAACAGUGUCGUGAUCUGUUGGAGAAUAUGGAAGGGGUAAGCUCCAAGCCAACCAUUGGGUUGCUCACAGGUUCAACCCCGGCAAAGCAGUCACGUAUGAUUCGCCAGGAUCUUCAAAGUGGAGCUAUAUCGUUUAUAAUUGGAACUCACAGUCUGAUAGCUGAAAAGAUAGAGUACUCUGCAUUACGUAUUGCCGUAGUUGAUGAGCAGCAACGGUUUGGUGUAAUCCAGAGAGGAAAGUUUAACAGCAAGUUAUAUGGAACAUCUAUGAUAUCAAAAAGUGGCUCAUCUGACUCUGAUGAUACUUCUAAAGCUGAUCUCAGUAUGGCUCCUCAUGUUCUUGCCAUGUCAGCCACCCCUAUCCCGAGAUCACUUGCCUUAGCGUUAUACGGAGAUAUAUCUUUGACCCAAAUUACUGGUAUGCCACUUGGAAGAAUACCAGUUGAGACGCACAUUUUUGAAGGAAAUGAGACUGGCAUCAAAGAAGUCUACUCAAUGAUGCUGGAAGACCUGAAGUCUGGAGGCAGAGUAUACGUUGUGUAUCCUGUUAUUGACCAAUCAGAGCAACUGCCACAGCUCCGUGCUGCCUCUGCUGAGCUCGAAAUAGUAACCAAAAAAUUUCCAAAGUACAAUUGCGGACUGUUACACGGGAGGAUGAAGAGUGACGACAAAGAAGAGGCUCUAAACAAAUUCAGAAGUGGAGAAACACAGAUACUUCUGUCCACCCAGGUGAUAGAGAUAGGUGUUGAUGUUCCAGACGCAUCAAUGAUGGUUGUAAUGAAUGCUGAAAGAUUUGGAAUCGCUCAGUUACACCAACUCCGAGGACGUGUUGGGCGAGGAACCAGAAAAUCCAAGUGCUUAUUAGUUGGGUCAAGUACCAAUAGCCUAAAACGGUUGAACAUGUUGGGGAAAUCAUCAGAUGGGUUUUACUUGGCAAACAUAGACCUUCUUCUACGUGGACCUGGUGAUUUGCUUGGGAAGAAACAGUCUGGGCACUUGCCAGAGUUCCCGGUCGCUAGGCUAGAAAUAGACGGCAAUAUGUUGCAGGAAGCCCACAUCGCCGCUUUGAACGUUCUAGGAGAUUCUCAUGACCUGGAGAAGUUUCCAGCGCUGAAAGCUGAGCUUAGCAUGAGACAGCCACUUUGUCUUCUGGGCGACUAAGAAAGGUUGCACAGGCCAAUGUACAUAGUACAUACUUGGUAUGUCCGUUAAGUAAUUUGGUACUAUGACAUGUUGUAGUAGUAGUAUAGUCUUUUGGUGUUCAAAUUCAUCAGGUGAAGCCUAUGUGGCCAUAAUAGCAUAGAUCCAACAUGUUUGGUGUCGUCUACGCUUUAAGUUUUAUGUCCAACAAGAGACCCAUUCAUGUAUGACUUGGCAUUGAUGCCUUUGAAUAGGACGUGAACUAAUGGGAUCUACAAAAGCAGAAAAAUUAGUGGUAGCUUUAUGCUUCUUACUAAGUUUAUAGAAGAGUUUUGUGGAGUGUGAAGUAAUAUAGAAAGUGGUAAUAGAGGAAUAAGGAAUGGCGAGUGACCGACCCACAGGAGUUUCUUUUUUUGUGUAGCAACCAAUGAGGAGAUUGAUUCACGAUGGGAGGGACAAAGAGACAAGUGGUGGCCCACUAAAUGUUUCCUACCCAAUCAUCAAACAGUGGACCCACUAACCUCCUUGUCUCCUCCUUUGUUCUUUCUCUUCCAUAUUGAAACUUGUAGUGUUGGCAACUUGUUCCACAUCUCAUUGACACUGCUUGUGCCUUAAUCAUUCUUCUGCGUCUUCGUUGUGUGUGUCUUAACACUCCAUUGUAGCUAAAUCUAGAGAUUGUAUCGAGUUUAUAAGGGAUCAAACAUAUAUUUGUAUAAUCAAGGAUCAUGUUUGAGAUUGAACCAUAUACAAAAUAUUCACAUGUUUUUGGUGUCUUUUUGUUGUUAUAGGUGUAAUAAUUGGUGUUGG
Messenger RNA from Arabidopsis thaliana (thale cress), 3932 nucleotides. RefSeq names its product DEAD/DEAH box RNA helicase family protein. Gene Ontology annotation, biological process: DNA recombination; DNA repair. The record is from RefSeq and is marked reviewed. Gene Ontology annotation, molecular function: nucleic acid binding; 3'-5' DNA helicase activity; ATP hydrolysis activity. The transcript has 17 exons. NCBI's taxonomy places the organism in Eukaryota, Viridiplantae, Streptophyta, Magnoliopsida, Brassicales, Brassicaceae. Gene Ontology annotation, cellular component: mitochondrion; chloroplast. Bases 225 to 3146 code for a protein of 973 amino acids.